UUGGUGGUUCAUUGCGUCGUCAUGUUGCUGCGGAGCUGCUGCACCGUCCUGACUCUGCUGCUGAUUAUCGCUGCUGCUGCUGCUGCUGCUGCUGCUGCUGCUGCAGCAGUAUUUGUGGAGCAGCGCGAGGCUAACGGCGUGCUGCAGCGAUGGCGUCGAGCGAACAGCGGCUUCCUGGAGGAGCUGAAGCAGGGAAACCUGGAGCGAGAGUGUGUGGAGGAGAUCUGUGACUACGAGGAAGCUCGAGAGGUGUUUGAAGACGACGACAAGACGAGGCAGUUCUGGACCACGUAUGAUCGUCGUGACCCCUGUCUGGUGAACCCGUGUAAAAACAACGGGGCGUGUGUCCACAUGGGGACGAGUUACGAGUGUCAGUGUCCAGAGGGAUACGAGGGACGGCACUGUCAGACCGUGUUUGAAGACUCGCUCAAGUGUCUCUACCAGAACGGACACUGUCAACAUUUCUGCGACGGCUCCACAGAAAGACGCAAAUGUUCCUGCGCUGAUGGAUACGAGCUUGGAGAGGACGCACGCCAGUGUGUGGCUCAGGUGCAGUUUCCGUGUGGUCAGGUGACCCCACAGGAAACAGGUGUGAUUGACAGCGUCCUGGAUCAGACCAGAGUGGUCGGAGCAAACCAUUGUCCUCGAGGACAGUGUCCCUGGCAGGUUCUGGUUCAAUUAAGUGGGCGGAGUCACUGCGGAGGCGUCCUUGUCAGUUCUGACUGGGUCGUCACUGCCGCUCACUGUAUCCAUGGCAACAGUCCCCAAAACCUCACUGUGGUGGCAGGUGAAAUCAACCUGGACGUCGACGACGGCACAGAGCAGAGGAUUCCCGUCGCCAUGGCGAUGGCUCAUCGCGCUUACGACCCGGCGACAGGCGACAGCGACAUCGCUCUGCUCCGGCUGAGUCGACCUUUGACCCUGAACCGCGACGUGAUCCCUGUGUGUUUGCCGACCGCAGAGCUGUCGCGGCGCGAGCUGCUGCUGACGCGGUACCACGCCGUGUCCGGCUGGGGAAAGCGGACGAGCGGCGGGAACGCCGAGGAUCCGGCGCCGGGAGUUCCUGUUUCCUCCGUUCUUCGCAGAAUGAGCGUUCCGAUCAUCUUAAACUCGCAGUGUUCGCAGAGCGCGCGCUUCAACUUCACCGCUAACAUGCUCUGCGCCGGGUACCUGGAGGGACGCCAGGAGAGUUGCCGCGGCGACGACGGCAGCCCACUUGUCACCCUGUACGGCGACACCCACUUCCUGACGGGUGUGGUGGGCUGGGGGCGGGGCUGUGCGCAGCCGGGGUAUUAUGGGGUUUACACCAAUGUGGCCAACUUUGUGGAGUGGGUGGAGAACACCAUGAAAGCCCCGCCCACUGAGAGGGUGGAGCAAAGUUUAGCUGAAAACAUGGAACAGAAAGUCAAAGGUCGGACUGUUGCGAAAUCCUGUUUACAGGUGGGAAGUCCCCGUGCGUGUGUGUGUGUGCAGGUCAAUGCUCGCUCGCCCAGCCUCCUCCACAAUCUCACUGGUUUCCUCGACUCGACAGACUCAGGUUUUUACAGACGAGCUCGUCUUCAUCGUCUUCAUCGUCGGACCAUGUUCUGGUUCCACCACUCGUUCCCGUGGCUCCUGCUGCUCAGUGCUGCCACCGCCGCUAACGUCUUCUUGGACGACCGCGCGGCCAGUCAGGUCCUGAGCCGCCGGAGACGAGCUAACUCCUUUCUAGAGGAACUGAAACAAGGAAACAUGGAGCGGGAGUGCAUGGAGGAGCGCUGCAGCUGGGAGGAGGCGCGGGAGAUCUUUGAAGACGGCGAGAAAACGAAUGAAUUCUGGAACAAAUAUGUCGAUGGCGAUGCUUGCGAGUCGAUGCCCUGCGCUCAUGGAGGACACUGCAAAGACGGGAUUGGCACUUACUCCUGCUACUGCAAGGCUGGGUACCAGGGCUUCAACUGCCAGAUCGUGAUUCCUGAGCUCUGCGAGUCCAAAAAUGGCGGCUGUGAACAUUACUGCAAAGUGGUGCAAGGAAACGUUCAGUGCUCCUGUGCUGACGGAUAUUUCCUGGCGUCUGACGAUAAAUCCUGUCACUCCAACCAGACCUUCAAGUGUGGUGCCAUCGUCACCAAAGACACCCGGACUGUUUUCAGGUACGUUCGACCGAACGUAACAGAGGGAAAUACGACAGGGUUCAACACGACAGACCCGAACUCCAACUCCAAAGACAUGACGUCCUCAGGAAACCACAGCCAGAUUGAAAUUGUUCCAGAACACAUCAUCUUAGAGGAACUGAUCAACCCUGAGAUGGCCAGUAUGACCCGAAUUGUCAAUGGAGAAGACUGUCCACCAGGAGAAUGUCCAUGGCAGGCUCUCCUCCUGAAUGAGGAUGAUAUUGGCUUCUGUGGAGGAACCAUCCUCAACGAGUACAUCAUCCUGACCGCCGCCCACUGCAUGAACCAAUCCCGUUACAUCUACGUUAAACUCGGUGAGUUUGACACGUUGGUGGAUCACGGUAAUGAAGCAACACACUACGUGGAGGCUAUCGCCACGCACUUUAAAUACCAACCACAGACCUACCACAACGACAUCGCACUCAUCAAACUCAGCAAGCCAAUACAGUUCUCCAGGUUCAUCGUCCCGGCAUGUUUGCCUGAGCAGGAUUUUGCGGAGAAGGUGCUGAUGCGGCAGCCAGACGGCAUGGUCAGUGGUUUCGGUCGCCUCGGCGAGGGUCGGCAGGCGUCCACCAUCUUGCAGCGCCUCACGUUACCCUACGUGGAUCGGCACACCUGCAUGGAAUCCACCCAGUUCCGAAUCUCCCAGCGUAUGUUCUGCGCAGGCUACCACACGACACCCAAGGACGCCUGUCAGGGCGACAGUGGCGGGCCGCAUGUCACCCGCUACCACGACACGUACUUUGUCACAGGCAUCGUGAGCUGGGGUGAAGGCUGCGCACGCAAAGGGAAGUAUGGUGUCUACACCCAGGUGUCCAAGUACACCCGCUGGAUCCGUGACGGAAUGGACAGUAUGGUGCACAAAAAGAAGAGCGGCAGCAGGGUCAAGAGGCACCACAGCGCCAUCGAGAGGCUGGUUCUGUGAGACAGUGAACUCAGCAGAGAAGAAAUCAACCACAUGUUUUAUAUCAUCAUGUAUUCUACGCGUCGCACUCAUUGACAGUCAAGUUCCAGAAACACGUGACAACACAUUAACGAUGUUUUAUGAUGCGUUCACACCAAACACACAGACGUUUUUCAGGUCACAUGACUUAUGCCGGGAUCAGACCACACGAUGUGUCUCUCUUUCACAUCAGUCAGAUUAUUAACCACAGUGGCAUGGAUUGCUGCUGUGUCUUGUUCAGGGGACUGCUAACACUAUAAGAGUGACCCCUGACCUAUCAUCGUUCACGACAUAGGUCACGUACGUCAUCGGUGAGGCGGGGCAACCUGUCAAUCAUGGCUACCAAUGAGUGACGCCCACUGACUUUUGUCGUGGUCGUUUCUUAAGGAGACGUUGCUGUUGUCAAAGCUUCCACCUCUUCACCCAGUGAAUGUCUUCAUGUUACGCUGUGUCAGUGCACUCCAUUCCCCUAUUGGUCAACAUCCAGGAGCCAGUCAUAGGAGACCUUGUGUUACACUAAACAUCCGGUCAUUGUGUAAGUCUGAAUUUGUGUCGUCUGAUCCCGACAUUAGUCUGAGUGAUGAGCACUGGGUUUUAUCGAUGUUGGAAACUAAAGUCAACAUAAUCGCAAUCAACACAAAUUUUGUGUCUUUGCAGAGUGAAAUUAUGCAAAAUUCUCAUUCACUUGCGACUUACUCACUGUGGUGUGAACGGACCAUAAAAGACAUAAGUGAAAACGAUCAGAUUAGCUUCAAUUCUUAACCCAUUUUGGCCACUUGGGGGCAAAAUGGGUAAAGAAUUGAAGCAAUGACAGUGUCAAUAAUUACUUGUGGUGUUCCUCAGGGAUCUGUUCUCGAUCCUUUUAUAUUUUCUUUAAAGACGCGGUCAUUAAUGUUGUCGUGUCCGUGAACUCUAAUUAACUUGUUCAUUUCUUUUUAGCAUUUCCAGUCCACCGUCCCCUGAGGGACAAGCGUUAGCUAACCCUAACCAAGAUAAUAAUCACAAACACAACAGGUUAACGAUCUGUAUUAUUAUUAUGAUCAUUAUUAUUAUUAUUAUUAUUAUUAUUAUUAUUAAUAAAAAAAUUAAAAGAUGGUAAAACUGAAAAUAAAAAUUAUUUUAAAA
Solea senegalensis (Senegalese sole) is the source of this 4218-nucleotide messenger RNA. RefSeq lists its product as uncharacterized. Gene Ontology annotation, cellular component: extracellular region. Bases 22 to 3075 code for a protein of 1017 amino acids. Gene Ontology annotation, biological process: proteolysis. The record is from RefSeq and is a predicted model, not a curated record. Gene Ontology annotation, molecular function: serine-type endopeptidase activity; calcium ion binding. The transcript is spliced from 18 exons. NCBI's taxonomy places the organism in Eukaryota, Metazoa, Chordata, Actinopteri, Pleuronectiformes, Soleidae.